Molecule: messenger RNA, 633 nt
Organism: Leptosia nina
Lineage: Eukaryota; Metazoa; Arthropoda; Insecta; Lepidoptera; Pieridae
Source: the annotation of a GenBank genome assembly
AUGGGGUUACACUCUCGCAUAUCUACAUUCUUAAGAGGUAGAGCACCUAAGACCUUAAAUGAGGCAAUUAACCUAGCGAUAUCUGAGGAGAGAAUUCAAUUAAUGCAAUAUAGACGAAGUCAGCCUGAACAUCGACAACAUUUUCAAAAGCCAAAGCCUGAAUUAUUUUCAGAUAGGCGACGAUCCUUCCAUACUGCUCAACAGCUGGGAGAAUCCACCCUGAAAACAUUAACCAAGAAGAUAAUAUUAAUCGUAUUAACGAUCCACAUUCAAACGAGUAGAGAUCUCGGCCUCGUGCCGCACAAUCCCUACAGCCGGUACAAAUGCAGCUUGCCAAAUGCAUGGCUACAAAAAAGGCAGUCUGAAAACAACUGGACCUACUGCGAUUUCCGGCGAAAUGUUGCCAUGAUCUACCAGCAAAAAUAUGGCAAACCAUUGACACGCAAGUCAGAUUAUGGCGUAUCUCUGCAGAUAAGAGUGCCUGCCGAGGUGAGGAGUGCAGGAAGUGAUGACGAUCACUCUCAAAUGGACUGCUCUCAGCGAAGAUGUGGAUAUUGUCACCGACUUACAAGAAAAAUGUGUGGCAAAAUGCAAUGUUGGCUUGCAUCUAAAGUGCUGGUACUAAUUCCAUAA